GCGGUAAAAUCCUUGUCAUUUCAGUUGAAUUUUCCUUGAACUUGAAUAAACUGCAGAAAGACACAGUGUAGAGGAAAGCUUUGGAAAUAACAUAAAAUGACUGAUUACCUCAAGAACGAACUUGAAAAGGCUCAACAAUGCCUCUUGGAAACUUAUGAAUUGGCUACUACAUAUGGCGACAAUGAGGAAAAAGAUACCAGCAAGUAUUUGCAACUUAUGGAACGCAUAUGCCAAAUGCGUGAUGAUUCCAUUAAAAACGAACGCGCCUUGCAAUUGGCUAUGGCAGAACGUAGCAUUCUCGAUUUCGAAUCGGCCUUUCAGCGGGAAUUAAACGGAAAUAGAAAAAGCUGCCAAGCUAUAAAAACUAGAGAAUAUAAGGUCUUUUGCGAUCGUUUAGAGGAAAUUGCUAAUGCUGGUAGUACCUCGAGUGGUGCCGGUGGAACAAGACAGUCUAACGCGUCUAAAGACGGUGGAUUGAUUGAAAUGGACAUGCACGUCAACUUAACUGAUCCCUUAACAAAAAGGCAAAUGGUGGAUCCCGUAAAGAAUACCAUCUGUGGUCAUGUCUAUGAAAAGGGCAGUAUGCAAGACGCGUUAAGAAUAAAUCCCAGGCUACGAUGUCCUGUUGCUGGCUGCGGAAAUAACCGGCCUGUUAAUGAGGCUCAUUUAAAACCGGACAACGCAUUAAAAAGGCAUCUUCAGCGUCUAGCUGAUGGCGAAGAAAACAGCGGAGACGAAAUGUAACCUUAAUGGGAGUUAGUUGAUAUCUAGCUUUUAACAUCUGAAUUCUUUUAUUUUUCACAAGUUUUUAUUCGUUAAUGUUUUCAAAUAAAGAAUGGUAUUAUAUUGUAUAA
Molecule: messenger RNA, 854 nt
Organism: Rhagoletis pomonella (apple maggot)
Lineage: Eukaryota; Metazoa; Arthropoda; Insecta; Diptera; Tephritidae
Product: E3 SUMO-protein ligase NSE2-like
Exons: 3
Coding region: 97-744 (215 amino acids)
Biological process (GO): double-strand break repair via homologous recombination; protein sumoylation
Cellular component (GO): Smc5-Smc6 complex; nucleus
Molecular function (GO): zinc ion binding; SUMO ligase activity
Source: RefSeq, a predicted model, not a curated record